GGCAGUCGCGCCGUGAGCCUUGUGACGGGUGGGUGCGAGCCCGGCGCUCUGCGGACCAUGCACGGAGCGCGGUGAUCGAGGAGGGAUGAUGCGCGUGUUGUGCGCGCUCGUGGUGCUGCUGACCGGCGCCGGUGCAGCGGCCGGAGUGUGCCGGGAGAGCGGUGAUGACGGGCUGCGGUGUACGGUGGACAGACUGGACGGGGCGCGGGUCAACGCGACCCGGCCGGCCGCCGUGCGGACGUUGGAGCUCACGUGCAGUGAUCGGCUCUACCUGCACCGGACGCUGGACCUGGAGUUUCUGCGCGGGUUCCGGGAGCUGAGCUCGCUCUCGAUCGUGGGCUGUAUACUGGAGAGUGUCGGCGUGGGCGCGUUCCGCCGGCUGCGGAGUCUGACGCGGCUGACGGUGAGGACGCUCAGCACCGACUGGACGGCCACCGAGCUGCGGCUCGAGCCGGGCUCGUUCAGCGGCGCCGAGCAGCUGGAGGCGCUCGACCUCUCCGACAACAACCUGCACUUCCUGGAGCGGGACGUGUUCGCGCGGCUGACCGAGCUGCGCAGUCUGAACCUCACCAACAACGGUCUGCGGGACGUAUCGGACCUGCAGGUGGCCGGCAUCACCGACGGCCUGCAGACGCUGGACGUCUCGGAGAACAGGCUGCUGGAGCUGCCGCCGGCCGCCCUCAGCUUCCUGCCCCAGCUGCGAGAGCUGCGGCUCCGCGCCAACGAGCUCUCCCUCAUCCAUGACGGCGCGCUGCGUGGUCUGCCGCAGCUCCGGCUGCUAGACGUGUCGGACAACCAGCUGGUGGCGCUGCCGGCCAUGAUGCUAAACGAAACGCGCGUGGUGAGUGACCUGCGCCUGCAGAACAACAGCAUCCGCGUGCUGCCGCCGGGCCUGCUGGCCGACCUGCCGGAGCUGCUGGCCGUCAACCUGUCACUGAAUGCCCUCAGCUCGCUGUGGGUGCGUGGCGACGCGUUCAGCGGCCUGCGCCGGCUGAUCGUGCUCGACCUGGCCGGCAACCGGCUGGAGACGCUCAGCCGAGAAGUGUUCGCCGACCUCUCUAGCCUACAGGUGCUCGACCUGUCGCGCAACCAGCUGCAGUCGCUGCCUGGCGGCCUGUUCGGCGCGCUCAGCAACCUGCACUCGCUGGCGCUGGGCGGAAACAUCAUCGCCCGCCUGGAGCCCCGCUCGCUGGAGGGCCUGCACGUGCUCAGCCGGCUCGGACUCGGCGACAACCGUUUGACGCACGUGGACACGGCGGCGUUCGCCAACUCCAGCGGCCUACAGGAGCUGGAGCUGCAGGGGAACCAGCUGCUGGCCGUGCCCGAGGCGCUCGGUCGGCUGACGCUGCUGCGACGGCUCGACCUCGGCGACAACUUCCUGUCGGACGUGGCGCCGCAGUCGCUGGCCGAGCUGCGCCAGCUCAGCUACCUGCGGCUGGCCGGCAACCAGCUGCGCAACGUGUCCGCGCAGCUGCUGGCCGGCCAGGCGGCGCUCACCAUGCUCGACCUGUCCCGGAACCAGAUCGCCAGCAUCGAGAGCGGCGCAUUCGACGUGGCCAGCGGCCUGCGAGCCAUCCGGCUGGACGCCAAUCAGCUGCGGAACGUGAACGGGCUGCUGGCCAAGCUGCCCCAGCUGCUGUGGCUGAACGCCAGCGACAACCACAUCGAGUUCUUCGACUACGCGCUGCUGCCGCUCGAGCUGCGCUGGCUCGACCUGCACCGCAAUCAUCUGAAGGAGAUCGGCAACUUCUACAACAUUGAGUCGAAAAUAAAGCUGGAGACGCUUGAUUUGAGCUUCAACCAGGUGACGCACAUCAGCCGAGCAUCGGUACCGGACAGUAUCAAGUACUUCAUUCUCGCCAGCAACCGGCUGACCACCGUCGAGCCGGGCACGUUCGAGUCAAAGCGGCAGCUGAUUCGAGCCGACCUCUCCUCGAACCAGCUGGGUGAGCUGGAUCUCAAGGCCGUGACACUGCCGGGCGGGGAGACUCCGUCACCAGUCGCCGAGGAUGGGGAGCAGGAGGCCGAGCUGCUGCUCGCCGGCAACCCUUUCUUCUGCGACUGUGAGAUGGACUGGCUCCACACCAUCAACACAGUGCUGCCCCGGCGAAAGUAUCCAAAGGUUCUGGAUUUGGACCGUGUCAUGUGUCGUCUGUUGCACAUGCCGAACAGCCUGACGCCGCUGCGGAACACCAAGCCGUCCGACUUCCUCUGCACCUACGAGCGCCACUGCUUCCCCAUCUGCCACUGCUGCAACUACGUGGCCUGCGACUGCGAGAUGAAGUGCCCCAGUGGGUGCACGUGCUACCACGACCACACGUGGAACACCAACAUCGUGGACUGCAGUCGCAGGGAGCAGGUAACCAUCUCCCGCGAGAUCCCGAUGGACGCCACGGCUGUCUUCGCUGACGGCAACAACAUCCGCAGCCUCGACAGCCACACCUUCAUCGGCAGAAAACGCAUCAACGCUCUCUUCGUCAACGGAUCCAACGUCGAAGAGAUCCAGAACCGCAGCCUGAACGGCCUCUCUGCUCUUCAAGUCCUCCGUCUCGAAAACAACCUGAUUUCCGAGCUUCACACGUAUGAGUUUGAGAGUCUACAUUCCCUGCGUGAGCUGUACCUUCACAACAACCGGCUGCGUACCAUUCAUCCAGCGGCGUUCUCCAAGCUGCGGUCCCUCGAGGUACUGACCCUGCGGGACAACCAGCUGGCGACCUUCGCCGUAUGGCAGCUCGAGGCCAACCCCUACCUGGUGGAGCUCUCGCUGGCCGACAAUCCGUGGUCGUGCGAGUGCACCUUCAUGUCUCGGCUGAGCGCGUUUGUCAGCGACAACUCCGCCAAAGUGGAAGACGCCGAUUCUGUGAGCUGCGCCGGCGACGACGCCAAGUCCGAAUGCGCGCUCGAGCUGGCCACGGCGGCCGUGGCGCGCCGCGAGGGUCCUGAAGCGCUGCCGCUGGCGCUGUCGGUAGCUGGCGGGCUCGCGUUGGCCGCCCUGGCCGGCUGCCUCCUGCUGCGAUAUCGGGCCGUGCUUUGUGCCAGGAAGAGGGGCAGUGCCGAGUCGACUACGGGCGGCUCGUCGGCCUGCACAGAGACCACCGGUGUAUCGGUGGUCACGCCCGAGGCAGACAAACUGUACGACGUGUUCGUCACGUACAGUGCUCAGGACACACGCUUCGUGAACGAGGUGCUGGCUCCGGUGCUGGAGCAGUCGACACCCUCGCUGCGGCUGUGUCUGCUGCGUCGUGACGCGCCCAACACCAGCUACCUGGGCGACGCUGUGCACCACUGUGUGCAAGCCUCACGCAAGACGCUGCUCGUCGUCUCGAGAAACUUCCUGGACAACGAGUGGUGUCGGUUCGACUUCAAGGCGUCGCACCUGGAGGCUCUGCGCGCGUGCCGCGGCGCUGUGGUCCUCCUCCACGGCGUGGAUAGGAGCGCCGUCGAAGGAGAGCUGAAGACGCUGCUGAAGACAGCGCCCUCCGUCACCUAUGGAGAACCGGACUUCUGGCGAGUCCUCCGGGGCCUACUGCCGGCCUGCCGCGGCUUCAAGAGCAUCCCCCGAAGCGUUAGUGACCAAUCCUACAUGAUGCGCGCCUUCUACGACAAGGGUCUGCUGCAGACGAUGCUGCCGCGCGACUCGCCGACGCCCACAUGCUCGACACUGGUCUCCGACUACCAGCACGGGACGGCGCCGGCGCACGUGCGGGCGGGCUCGGCGCGGGUGCUGGGCAGUGCCCCGGAGCGCGGCGCGCACAACACCAGCUACAGCAGUCUGCAGCCGAGCGAGCACACCUACAUGACCAUCGAGCAGUACGGCAGCUCGGCCAGCGGCCGGCUGGCCGGCUCCGGCGGCAGCGAGCUCUACUCCUCCCUGGAGCCGGAGCCGACGCCGCAGCUGCCGUCCGACUCGGCCCACCCAGCGAACCGAGACCGGCUGCGGGACCGGCGAGGUGAGCACCGCGACCGCGUCCAGGAGUACCGCGAGCGGCUCCAGGAGCACCGCGAGCGACUGCAGGAGCACCGGAACCGGGCUCAGGAGCACAGGGAACGGGCUCAGGAGCACAGAGACCGGGCUCAGGAGCACAGGGACCGGGCUCCGGAGAACAGAGACCGGCACCCGGACCACAGAGAAGUGCACCCGGACCAGAGAGAGGGGCACCGAGAGCACAGAGAGGGACAGAGAGCCCACAGAGAGGGGCACCGGGACCGUUUCUCGGAGCGGCGGUCGGAGCCGGACGGGCUACCGGACAGCCGGGACAAUGGCGGGUUUGUGCCGGACGGCCGGGAGGAACAGCCGGACCAGGCCGAGCCCGGUGACCCGGCGGUCGAAGAACACUGCCAUCAGAGGUCACUGUCACACUCACUCUGGGUGUAGCGGCAGUCACCGGCCGGUGUAGUGCAAAGGCUGUGCGUGUGUGUGAGGUGUAGAGCUCGGGGAGCUGGCAAUAAGACAAACGGACGGUGUGGUGUAUCGUGACCCGAGACCGUAUGGUGCACUCUGGUGUGUUGUGAAAUCCCGGAAGAUGGUUCGUGACUCGGCUGGUUCUGGAGGUCGUAAAAGAAGCCGCGGGCGUUCACCAUCACGGGCGGCGACGAGCCGUCACACAGACCGGCACGGCAAACGACGCACGCAGAAAAAGCCGCCGAGAUCCAGAACUCGCUUUGGAGCCCUUCCUGCAGCUGUGUCGGUAUAACGCCCGUGAUGGCGUCAUCUCAUCACGCCAUGCACUUCCGCCAAUGACGAACACAGACGGCCGGAGGUCCAUCUGAUCGGGAGGCCGCCUCCAUCGCGGUGUCGUCGUCACCUUCCGGCAGACCCCGUCGGCCGUCCCCCGCCGGUGAUGUUCCGUCGGCCGUCACACCGGCACGAGAAGGGCUCGGAGGCUGUACCUCUGCACACCGGGGUGACCGGGCCGCGUAGCAGUAAAUUCGUCCAUAUCCUAUCCAACGUGCACGUGUGAUAUAUACUAAUUACAUCUGUGAUGCUAUUAUAAUCUAAUAAAUGUACAAUGUCAAUG
This is a messenger RNA of Amphibalanus amphitrite, 5018 nucleotides long. RefSeq names its product toll-like receptor 6. The transcript is spliced from 4 exons. Gene Ontology annotation, biological process: signal transduction. Gene Ontology annotation, molecular function: protein binding. The record is from RefSeq and is a predicted model, not a curated record. Bases 86 to 4375 code for a protein of 1429 amino acids. Lineage: Eukaryota; Metazoa; Arthropoda; Thecostraca; Balanomorpha; Balanidae. Gene Ontology annotation, cellular component: extracellular matrix.